This is a messenger RNA of Clupea harengus (Atlantic herring), 604 nucleotides long. RefSeq names its product huntingtin interacting protein K (gene hypk). The record is from RefSeq and is a predicted model, not a curated record. NCBI's taxonomy places the organism in Eukaryota, Metazoa, Chordata, Actinopteri, Clupeiformes, Clupeidae. Gene Ontology annotation, biological process: protein stabilization; negative regulation of apoptotic process.
AAACGCAAGCAGGUGGUCCUUUUGCGUUCCGGACUCAUCAGGCAAACAUGGCCGCUGAGGGAGAUGUCGAUUUGGACCUGGAAGCCGAGGACAAUUGUACUGGCAAACCAGCAGAAAAACCACGAAAACAUGAUAGCGGAGCUGCUGAUUUGGAAAGGGUUACUGAUUAUGCCGAAGAAAAAGAAAUAUCAAGUUCCGAUUUGGAAACGGCAAUGUCCGUAAUUGGUGACAGAAGAUCCAGAGAACAGAAAGCAAAGCAAGAACGGGAAAAAGAACUGGCCAAAGUCACAAUUAAAAGAGAGGACGUAGAACUCAUUAUGGGCGAGAUGGAGAUUCCACGAGGCGUUGCUGAGCGUAGCUUACGAGAACACAUGGGGAACGUGGUUGAGGCCUUGAUUGCCCUGACCAACUGAGAAGCCCCACUGGAUCACCAUUUCAACACGUCACAGCCAGACACACUGAAGAUGCUUUGUAUCCAACCUCUCUGCUCGCUCUCAUCUCCGACAUCCAGUGACUGGAUCUCCAUUCCACAGCUCACCCCCCUUGUAUUUGAUUCUGUAAUAAAAGUGACUUUUAAAAAGGAAGGAUUCUUCUGAAACACCAA